Messenger RNA from Galleria mellonella (greater wax moth), 6703 nucleotides. It is a transcript of the gene Myo31DF, whose product is annotated as unconventional myosin ID. The record is from RefSeq and is a predicted model, not a curated record. The coding region runs from base 163 to 3180 and encodes 1005 amino acids. Gene Ontology annotation, cellular component: cytoplasm; microvillus; plasma membrane. Gene Ontology annotation, biological process: vesicle transport along actin filament; actin filament organization. Lineage: Eukaryota; Metazoa; Arthropoda; Insecta; Lepidoptera; Pyralidae. The transcript has 17 exons. Gene Ontology annotation, molecular function: ATP binding; actin filament binding; microfilament motor activity.
CUGUCAGUUUGAAUAAAAUGUUGCAUUAGUGAAGUCGUUUCUCAGUUGCCUUAAAAAACGGUUUAUUGACAACAGUUAACAAACACGUAAAUUAUUUUAAAUAAAUUGUAUGUGAAUAUUUUGUAUUGUUGUGACUGUAUAUUGUAAAGUGGCGUAAUAAAAAUGGCUACACAGCCAGAAGUCGGUGUGUCCGACUUUGUCCUGUUGGACAAUUUGACAACGGACAACUUUGUCGAGAAUCUCCACCUGAGAUUCAAACACAACAAGAUUUACACAUACAUCGGCGAGGUGCUGGUGUCAGUGAAUCCGUACAAGUCGCUGGACAUCUAUGGGCCGCAGCACAUGGCCCAGUACAGGGGCAGGGAGAUGUUCGAGGUGCCGCCGCACGUGUACGCCGUGGCGGAUGCCUGCCAGAGGGUGUUACGACAACAGGGCAAAGAUACGUGCGUGCUAAUAUCAGGGGAGUCAGGAUCGGGGAAGACGGAAGCGUCCAAAUUUAUCAUGAAGUAUAUAGCCGCUAAUACAACGCAAGUACACAGAGAAUACAUAGACAGGGUAAAAAAUGUAUUAAUCCAGUCAAAUUCGAUACUGGAAACAUUUGGCAACGCAAAAACUAACAGGAACGACAAUUCGUCGAGGUUCGGCAAAUACAUGGACAUUCACUUCGACUACAAGGGUGACCCGGUGGGCGGCCACAUCAGUAACUACCUGCUGGAGAAGAGCAGGGUUGUCAGCCUGCAGCCAGGCGAGAGGAACUUCCAUUCGUUCUAUCAGUUGCUGAGUACGAACAAUGCACAUACGAAGAAGUUCGGUCUUAACACGACCACCACGUACAAGAUACUAGGCAGCGAGCGUCCAACGGCGCAGGAUUCCAAAUUGUUCUCAGUAACAAAUAGUGCGUUCACGUCGCUCGGUUUCUCGCAGGCUGUUGUUACUGACAUAUGGAAUAUAGUCGUCGGCGUCAUAUUGUUGGGCGAGCUGACGUUCAGCGAGGGCCAGGAGGGGCAGCUGGAUGUGGGCGGGCCGCUGCAGGCGUGCGCGCGGGCGCUGGGCGUGGCGGCGGAGGCGCUGCGCGGCAGCAUGGCGGGCCGCGUGCUGGCGGCCGGCGGCGACCUGGUCAGCAAGCGGCACUCGCUCUGCGACGCGCACUACACGCGCCUCGCGCUCCUCAAGGCCGCCUACGACCGCCUCUUCACCUGGAUCGUGCAGCAGAUCAACAAAGCCAUAGAAGUGCCAGCUGGGACGUACAAAAACACGCUUAUCGGUGUCUUGGACAUAUACGGCUUCGAGAUAUUUGAAACGAACAGUUUCGAGCAAUUCUGCAUCAACUACUGUAACGAGAAGCUGCAGCAACUGUUCAUUGAGCUGGUGCUGAAGCAGGAGCAGGAGGAGUACGCGCGAGAGGGCAUCCAGUGGACGCCAGUCAAGUACUUUAACAACCGCGUGAUCUGCGAGCUGGUGGACGCCCCGCACCAGGGCAUUAUCGCAAUCAUGGACGAAGCCUGCCUCAACCCCACCAAGAUAUCCGAUAGUCAGUUACUAGAGGCAAUGGAUAAAAGGCUGAGCGGUCACAAACACUACACGUCCCGCCAACUGUCGCCCACAGAUAAGAAACUGAAGCAUUCCGUAGACUUUCGAAUAACUCACUACGCUGGCGAGGUGAUAUACGCGGUGACCGGCUUCAUGGACAAGAACAAGGACUCGCUGUGGCAGGACCUCAAGCGGCUGCUGCGCUCCUCCAGCAACGCCUCGCUCGCAGACAUGUGGCCCGAGGGCGGCGAUCACAUACAGAAGACAUCGAAGCGGCCUCCGUCGGCGGCCACGCUAUUCCGUAACUCGAUGUCCGCGCUGGUGGCGGGGCUGCAGACCAAGGAGCCGUUCUACGUGCGCUGCAUCAAGCCCAACCCGCUGCAGACGCCCAACACGUGGGACGACCAGCUGGUUCGCCACCAGGUGGCAUACCUGGGCCUGGUAGAGAACGUGCGUGUGCGCCGCGCCGGGUUCGCGUCGCGGCAGCGCUACGACCGCUUCCUGAAGCGCUACAAGAUGCUGUCGCAGUACACGUGGCCCAACUUCCGCGGCACCAGCGACAAGGACGCCGUCAUGGUGCUGCUCAAGGACCUGCAGGUCACCGACGUGCAGUAUGGCCACACGAAACUCUUUAUUAGGAGCGCGCGCACUCUUCACCAGCUGGAGGCUGCGCGCGCGGACCUGAUCCCGUCCAUCGUGGUGCUGCUGCAGAAACUCUGGCGCGGUACCAUCGCCCGUAUGCGCUACAGGAGGAUGCGGGCGGCGCUCGUCAUAUACAACGCAUGGAAGCGAUACAAGGCCAAGCGCUACAUAGCGGAGCUGCAGGCCGAGCUGAAGCGCAACCGCGGCGUCAUAAAGUGCUGGCCGCAGCCCCCGCGGCGGCUGCCGGCCGCGCUGCUGCAGGCCGCCUACCGGCGCUGGCGAGCCUACCUCACGCUGCGGCCCGUGCCCCGCGACCAGUGGCCGCAGCUCAAGAUGAAGAUCAGCGCCGCCAGCGCGCUGGCCGCCCGCCGCCAGCACUGGGGCGCCGCGCGGGCCUGGCGCGGCGACUACCUGGCCGACGACCACUACAACGCCAAGUCGGCUCUAUACAAAGCAUCGAUAGGGAACCUGCAAAGGACGCAGCAUAUCGGCAAGGCGUUGUUCUCGUGUAAAGUGCACAAGUUCAAUCGAUACAACAAGCUGGCGGAAAGGUGCCUGCUCAUCACGGACUCGGCAAUAUACAAAUUGGACGCGAACACCUUCAAAGUGCUCAAGAAACCCACGUCCAUAUCUGAGGUGGGCGCGGUGCGUAUAAUGAGCAGCGAGGUGCAGCUGGUGGUGGUGAGCGUGCCGGCCGCCAACAACGACCUCGUGGUGGGGCUCGUGCCGCCCGCCGCCGCCGCCGCCGCCGCCGGCAGCGCCGCGCCCGCAGACCUCGUCGGCGAACUCGUCGGCGUGCUCGCCAACAGAUACCACAUGUUGACAAACGGCGAGUUGACGGUAGAAGUGGAACGAGGAGCUACGACCCGGUGCACGCUGGGCGGCAAGACGCGAGCGCUGCAGCUGCCCGCCGCCUCGUCGCCCGCCUCCCCCGCCGCCCCCGCGCCACACCCCUUCACGCACGCACACAACGUCAUCACCUACCACCCCGCCUCCGCGCGCGCGUAACCUUCAACCGAGCGUUCCUGGAAUGACGAGCAUUCCCGGAAUGACACGCAUCUGUCGAACGACUGCAUACCCGAAGCGGGACCCGCGUGACUGCUACGUAUACGUUACAAGUAAGCAAUUAUCACAUUUAACCCACCAUUAAUGACGUCAUCACAACUGUAAUAUUAAUAAAAAAAAGCUAAGGACGCGUCAGAUGUGAUUUUUUUAAAUUUUAUAAUUGAACCAUACUCUAAUCUAGUUAUUUACAAUCAUUGCGUGAAUUUACAGGGUACAGAGGAAUAACACCUGAGUCCUCAGGAAUGGCAACGCAUGGGGGGUAUCAUGGGCGAAACAGUAUAUUCUGUUAUGUCCAUGGUACUGCUCAUGUCUAUAGGCGACGGUUACCACUUUCAAUCAGGUGGGCCGUCAGCCUGUUUGCCAUUCUAAGUUGAAUAAAAAAAAAUAAUUAUUAAAGAAAAUUAAAAUUUUUAACAUCUGAAUAGGGCUGUAGAAUUAUUAAAAAAAAAAACAUGCUUACAAUUAAUUUUAAUUGAACAAACACUGUUUCUAUUCUAUUCAUUCUUUCAAAUUUGGAUUAUCUUUCUUCAAGUAGACUUGUUUAUAGGUACUUUUAAAUAGUUUUUUUUUUUUAAAUCUACUCCAGGCUUCGGAAAGUUGUUAUUUGCCGAGAAGAGUCAUAACUUUUUAGUUUUUGACUUUACAUUUAACUACUUGUAUUUUACUGGUGCAACUGAUAUUUUUUUUCCUAAAGAAAAGUGGAUCGAACAAAGAUAAAAAAAAAUACUAAAAUUUUUACUUACUUGAUUGAUUGACUUCGAAAAAGGUCUCGCCCUUUUUCUUUUUUUCAAUUCAAUUGUAUUUUUUAUGUUUGCUAUUUCAUAAAUCCAUCAUUUAUAAAACGAUUUGGAUUUUUUUUUAUCUAAAAGGUUUUAUUUUCAAAUUAGUCAAUUAUAAUUUUAUCGAAAUCGGUUCAGUGCUUUUUACAUCAAAGUUUUUUAGGUUUGGUUUUGUCACCAUUUCAGUUGGUGUUAUUUUUUUAUACCAUUGAGGUGGCAAACAAGCAUACAGCUCACCUGAUGGUAAGCGGUUACCGUAGCCUAUGAAGGCCUGCAAUACCAGAGGUAUUACGCGCACGUUGUCGACCCUGAAGAAAUCUCUACACCAGUUUUGAAGAAGACAUAUUUGAUAUUUUUGUAAAAUAAAAUCUUAAAUUUAUUGAACACCUAUUUCUUUGGGAAAAAAUAUUUAGUUUCAUAGAUAACAGUUUUUAAAAGGAUGUUAAUGGUUUUGUUGAAAAAAAAAAGAGAAAAAAAAAAAUUAAAAAAAAAAGACACCAUACAUUCACACUAACAGAACAACGAGUUUUAGUAUUCAUGUAUGACAUUUAUUGUAAUUAUUUAUAAUAAGAAUUGUGAUUUAAAGUCGGAAGCAUUUAAGUCAAUAAAACAAAAAAAAUCCGAAAUGUGAUUACAUCCAUAUGAUAGAGGGAGAUAUAUAUAAAUAUAUAAAUAUAUAUAUAUAUAUAUAUAUAUAUAUAUAUAUAUAUAUAUAUAUAUAUAUAUCACAUUUUAAAACAGGUUCAGUUAUAUUUAAUCAAUUUGAUGAUAAAAAUAAUUUAAGUGCUGAUCUAUAGAAAUAAUAUUGCAGUCCUUUUUAUUCUUCGUAUCAGUGAAAGAGAUGGUGCAUUGUACACUGGACAGAAUAUUAAUGUACCUACGUAUUAGUCACGAGUUAUUUAGUUCAUAAUAAUAUUAAAUAAUAAUAAAUAUUGUUAAUUUAUUCAAAAGUGAUAAUUAAUGCUAGUUUUUAUUCGAGUAAUCAUAGUGAAAUAUUUUUGUUAUUUUUUUUUUAAUUAUAUCUUUUUUUUUACAAAUAUUUUUUAUUGUGGCGUGUAAACUUAAUAAUGUGAUGAUAAAAAAAAACAAUGGUUCUACAAAGAAAAACAAUAAUAAUUAUGUACUGUUGAUGAUAAAAAUUAAAAUGGUGCCUCAAUUUAUUCAUGACGUGAUGGCUGUGGAGAAUAUUUUCCUUUGUCACUCUUAAUUAGCAUUAUAAGUAAUUAAGAGUUGGUGGAUAUUUUUAAAAUUAGAACGGCGGUAAUUGAACAUAAUUUAGUAGGCAUAAUUCAAAUUGUACAAGAUGGAACUCAAAACAAUAUAAUUGACUAACCGAAAUGCCUUAUUUUAAAAUAAGAAUAACCGAAUGUACCGACCGAAAUUUGGAACAAAAUGGAGACAGGGUAAUAGUGAAAACAUUUUUAUUGGUCAGUUUUAUGAAAUUGGUAUAUGUUUUAUUUUUAGGUUAUAUAGAUAGAGUAUUGAGUUUCAAAAACGAGUCAACUUUCUGUCAGAUAAAUUGUCAAAUUAGCUGACGCGUUUUUUAUCAGUGUUUUCUAUACUCAACCAUAUAAUGUACCUUGAUGUAUCUAUAUUUAAUUAUUUAAUAAAGAAAAUACAGUGUUUACCCAUUAAAAAGAUGCAAAAAUUAUAAAAUAAAAUAAAUAUAGAAUUUAUAAAGGUAACACUCAUAAUUAUUUGUCACGCAAAAUUGUAUGAAAAAGUUCGCUUUUCCUGAAGCAUUUGUAUGGAGACACUCUAUCUAUAUAAUCUAAGGGCUUCUUUUAAACAUGCAGUUAUCUGAACAAUUUCUUAUUAUUUCCAAAUUUAUCUCCGCUAAAAAGGAACCCUGUAUAGUCCCUGUGUUCUUAUGCAAAUAUACUUAAGAAACACGUAAGCAUCUAUUCGAAAUUUUUAUACAAUUUCCAUCUAAUAAAACAAGCACAGAGUAGAUUAAAAAAUAGCCGCAUCUUAUCCAGCUCUAAAUUAUAAAUAACUACGUAAAAACUAAAAACAUUUUUACACUAAUUUAUGAUUGCAUAAUUCAUAAUUAAUAAUUGUCAAUAUUUUGUAUAGUAAUAUUAUUAAAAUAUGGAAAUAUUUUGAAUUCGCAUCGAGACGGUCGUCUAGUGGAGGGGUAACUUAGUAAGCACAUUGGCCUCACUAUGACGUAGAAGCUAUGAAUUUAAACCUCACCCGUUUCGAAAUUUUUUCGAACAUUCACCUAUAAUUCUAAUUAUGUCUAUAUUUCUCAUAUUUUAAUAAUAUUUAUAAACCAUUUACAACUUGUUUCUAAUUAAAAAUAUCCUGUAAAUAAUAAAAUGGAUAAUAAUUCUUUUAUUUAUUUAUUAUAUUCGCAUUUUAAAUGUUUUUAAUCGAUAAAUAUGUGCCGCACCUAAUGUGGUUUUAUGUAUUAAAAUAAUGUAAGAAACCAAUUAAUUAACGUACAAACUGUAUUUAUAUUAUUAUUAUAAAUUAUUAAAAUAAGUCAGUAUUAAUUAAGUUUUGUUGAUAGACAACGAUAACACGUUAUUGGUUGACGCAAUAACGUUAUAACUGUUAUAAAUAACGCGUUGUAUAUAGCUGUUAAUUGUAUGUUGAACGAGUGAUUAGUGUCGGACGUGCCUUGUUGUGGUGCCAUGAGAUUUGUAUUACAAUAUAAUAAAUACAAUAUUUUUCUUUUGAAA